UUUUUCAAAGUCGUUUUUUGUGGUCGCCGGCUGGGAUCCAUUCCGUUGUCCUGGGUGAAAGGCAGAACGCAGGAUCCUCUUCGCGAAAGUCAUAUUCUUGAUCGUACUGAUGGUGAGUUGACGCUGCUCUUAUGUUCAGUAGUUCUUCUCGACUGUAUGUAAUGAAACCUAAGAUGACCUGGGGUACCAAUGUAAGAAAUAACACGUAAAAAAACAAAAAACUGCAUAGUUUCCUAGGAACGCGAAGUGAGGCGGCCAUCUCUGUCGGCGCCGGCAGAGCUAGUCAGUUAGAUUAGUAGUAGUGGUGACAGGUGACAGAGCAGGUGUGUUGUCAGGGGACUCAUCUGUCGUCAGAACCAUCGAUGUGCCAACUUCUGUUUAUAGCGUCCGAACCGGUUUGGCUACAAACUCCUCUGAUCUCACAAUGGAAAGGGGAGAUUCUCACGAACACGAUGGUGUUCUCCAUGUGAAGAUAGUGUUGUGCCUAACCCCAAAAAGAGAUUGAAUACUGGAUGUGUAAAAAAUAUUUGUUAUGUCAUAUUUAGGCAAUGUACCCUACAUAGAGAGCUGUCCUGUCAAACUUUGUACUGCUUAUGAAGACUGUAUGUAUGCUAUAUAAAGCCUUUAUAAGUUGUAUUUAGUUUAAUCACAGUCUAUCCUUCUGCUUUACCAAAUCCAGAGACCAUGGUGGAGAGUGUUGUAUCAAGCCUGGACCUGAGGACACCAGAGACCAUGGAGGAGAGAGUUCGAUCAAACCUGGACCUGAGGACACCAGAGACCAUGGAGGAGAGUGUUGGAUCAAGCCUGGACCUGAGGACACCAGAGACCAUGGUGGAGAGAGUUGGAUCAAGCCUGGACCUGAGAAAUGGAUUCCUCAGAGCUGUAAGACUUGUGACCAUGUUGAGGACUCCACACACUGGCUUCAGAUUGAACCCUUGACUUCCACUGUCCAGGGAGUGACAAUGUUCAGACACAGGACACCCAAAGGGAGUUAUGAGUGCACAGUGUCUGGCUCCGCUGGCUGUGUGAGAGAGAUGUCAUUCUGAAGUAUCACUUCAGGAACUGGGAACCCUACAGUCAACUUCUGAAAGACAUGCAAUACACACAAGGUGGUCAAUUGCUGGACAUCACUAUGGAGUUAGGUGAACUGGAGGAAGUUCAUCUGCCACACUUUGUCUGUUUAGGGACCAACCCUUCCCUGAGGAAUGAGAUGAAGAUUCUUCAUGUAGAGGAACAUGGAGUGUCUUUAGAGGAAGUGCAUGAGGUCACCAGAUUCCAUGUUAAGAUUCUCCAUCCCAAGUUCUCAGCUAUUGCUGUUAUACUGAGCUAUAUAUUUUCUUGGAUCGUAGAUGUCCACUGUGAUGUGGUCCUCUAUAUGGCAGUAAAAAAGUCAACAAUAAUUUCAAGGCUGUACCUGCUCCUCAGAAACUCCAGUCAGAAAGAGGUCGUUGCUGUGAAAGAGAAUCUCUUCUCGGUCAACUUAUCUGAUAAAAUAAUGGCUGUUCGGGAACGGGAGAAAGAUCAGGUGUCCCAAGGAUAUUCAGAAUUUCUCCUGCCAAGUCCAAACGGGCCCUUAAAGAUGAACACUUGGUUUGCACUCAAGAAUCCCCUCUCCACUUCCAUCUAUCCAGAGAAGAUUCAGCUGUUACCUGCAAACACCACACCAAGCUGUUGUAAGAUGAUAAUGGGAAACACAGGGGUUGACAUUGAGAUGGAGUUAAUCGGGGACGAUGAGAGGACAGUAUGGAAAUCAGUGGUAUCAAAAGAUGAAUACAGCAAAGACUCUCAUCCAACACCAUUAACACUCCCUGGGAUUCCUGCUGAGGAGUUUCUGAAGAAACACAGGGCUGUACUCAUUCAGGGAGUCAAAAACCCAAUGCCAAUAGCAGAUGAUCUGUCAUCAAAGAGCAUGAUUGGUGAUGAAGAGUGGCCAGAAUAACAGCUGA
Molecule: messenger RNA, 1946 nt
Organism: Oncorhynchus nerka (sockeye salmon)
Lineage: Eukaryota; Metazoa; Chordata; Actinopteri; Salmoniformes; Salmonidae
Product: NACHT, LRR and PYD domains-containing protein 1 homolog
Exons: 10
Coding region: 1094-1939 (281 amino acids)
Source: RefSeq, a predicted model, not a curated record